AUGACAGAAUUGACUGAACCCGAAGUCAAGCUUGAAGCUCUCUUAGGCAUCAUCAACUCCUCUGCACGCCAAGCAAUUGCAGAAUACAAGAAAACUGGACAUGGGGUGCCCAGUGCAGAUGCAACUACCUUCCACCCCCUCGACAUGGCGACAGAUACGCUUGCCCUCAGGAAAGCCACUAGGCUGCUUGAGGGUGCAUAUCACCAACUGAGUGCAAUACUGGCUCCUCCCCAACACACAGUGAUGAAUUUCGUUUUUGAUUACAAUUGGGCAUGUACAGACGUUGCCUUGCGAGCACGCUUUGCGGAUGUUCUGGAGCAACACCCGGAAGGCCUCAGUGUGGAUAAGCUAGCUGAAGCAGUCAACCUCGACAAGAGCAAGACUGCACGCGUCUUACGGGCUUUGUCCCUCAUGGGUUGCUUUAAAGAAGUCGAACGGGAUGUCUUCACAAACACCCGACUGUCCCUCAUACUCAAGUCAACAAACAACACUGGGUGUUAUGCGCAAACUCAUUCCCGGGAUGUCUCGAAAUACGCCGGAGUCCUCUAUGAGACUAUGACCGACCAGGAAUUUUCACGAUCGCAUGAGGUCGAAAAGGCACCCCGUGUAUUUGCCUGCAGGAAAGAGGGUACGGAGGAGAGUUUCUGGGACAUGAUGAAGAAGGACGAUGAAAGACGCGAUAUAUUUCACAGAGGCAUGCUUGGCUACAGUGAGAUGACGGGCACUUCUACAUUUCUGCAUCAAUACCAUUGGGACAAUAAUACCAACCAUGACCUUCCGGAAGUUAUGGUACAGGCACAAAAUGCCUGGGAGAAGGAUGCUCCUGAUGCGCUAUUCGAUGGACGCGUGGAGCUCGUGCCAAACAAUUUUCUCGAGGACAUACCUGCUGCUGGCAAGGAUGUCUACUAUUUGAGACACAUUCUCCACGACUGGCCGGACGCUGAGGCAACGAUGAUCCUCCGUAACGUUCGCAAGGCCAUGGGACCAAACAGCGUAGUGCUAAUUCGGCCAUAUCUUGCAUUAGAUGAUUGCAUCCUCCUUCACACAUUCCAAGAACCUGGCGUAGGAACUACUGAAGGGUUAAGCAUCGACCCCCAGGCCCCUGAACCUAUGUUACCGAACUUCGGAGCAGGCAGUCACGGAGUGUACCAAAUAGACCUGACUAUGUGGUUCCUUGUGAAUGCCAAGGAACGAACUUUGGACGAGAUGAAGAUUAUUGCGCAAGUUCCUUAUAAUUCAUCUUUGACACGUCGGGCCACGGCUGGUCUAGCACUCACCCAGGUUUAUGAUCUCGUAGAGACAAUGGUCAUGGAGUUCAGGAUCGCUUAG
This is a messenger RNA of Suillus subalutaceus, 1329 nucleotides long. RefSeq lists its product as uncharacterized. Gene Ontology annotation, molecular function: O-methyltransferase activity. The record is from RefSeq and is a predicted model, not a curated record. The transcript is spliced from 12 exons. The coding region runs from base 1 to 1329 and encodes 442 amino acids. Lineage: Eukaryota; Fungi; Basidiomycota; Agaricomycetes; Boletales; Suillaceae.